AUGACUGAUGAUGAAGUUGUAGUUGGUGCAGUUUUCAAACAUUCAUCUGCAUACGAAGAAAACAAUAUUCAUUCUAAUGGUACUCCUAUCAACAAGUAUAUUAAGGAAAAGAGUGUUUCUGUUGAAGGUGACAAUAUUAAUGUUGUUAAUCUUGAUGCAGUGACACCGACAACAACUUCACUGAAACGGCCUAUUGAGAUUGUUCCACCACUGAAUCGUUUGAAUGCUCUUCCUCAAAAGAUGGUGUUGCUCUUCAUACCCUUAAGAUUCCAAAAAUGGAAAAACUCGAAUAAAUUUAGCAGUUAUGAUUAUUUGACAUUUAUCAUUGACGAUUUUUCUUUGAGUUUUUAUUAUUUGCUUAAGGAUUUCUUUGACAACACAAGCGAAAUGACACAUAACAGUGACAUUGAAUUCGUCAUUGAUAAGUUGGCUGACAUAGAUUCCUCCAAAGAAUCAUGGAAUAUUCGUGUUCAAGUUGUCAUGAUUUGGAAACAGACAUACCAAAACAACUCAAACAUGGUCAGCAGCUUGGACAUGAUUUUAAUGGACCAGGAGAAUACAUGCAACAAUAAAAAAAAUCUCAUAAAUGCAUUUCAAGCCCUCCUGGAAGAAGGAGUUGUAAGGCAAAUCACUAACUUUGGUAUGAGAAGAAACGAAGGAGAUUACAUGUUGGUUGCUCACAGGCAUAAGAUAAAUUUCUACAAAACAACCACAAUUCGUGUAUCAACUCCUUUUGUUGAUAGGAUCGAUCCUUUUAAUUUUGUGAGUUUUCAUGAUCUGACAGCCAUAAAUUUUGACACUCGUGUUGCAUUUGAUUUUAUUGGUCAAGUUGUGUCUACUGAACCCAUGAGAGUGAUUAAGAAGAAUGCAAGGGAAACAAGGCUAUUGAGUAUUGUUGCACAAGAUAUGAGUGGUAGGAAAAUGCAAGUUGCUUUGUGGGAUGGUUUUGCAUUGAAAUUGAACAGCUACAUAUCUGAACAUCAAAAUGAAAAUGCUCUUGUGAUCAUCCUCCUACGUAUGGCAAAGCUCAAAACUUGGGGUGGUCAGCCACAAGUCGGUAACUGUUUAUUUGGGUUGAGAUUGCAUAUUAAUGAUGAUAUGCAUCAUAUUUCAAAAUUUAAAAAGGCCAUUGCUGAUAUCGAUUUGAAUGUUGAGUCUUCCAUUAAUACUACACAACUUAACACAGAAACUGUUGUGACCAACCCAGAAGAUUACUACCUCUGUUUUCCAAUCAAAGACAUUGAUGAUAUUCCAGAUUACAAUGAGGUAAGGGUGGUAAUACGUGUUCAAGAUGAAACUGGGUCUGCUUCUUUUGUAUUGUUUGACCGUCAUGUUAAAGAUCUUAUUCACCGCGGUAAUCAUUGGUUGAUGGAAAAGAUAUCAAAGGAUCAAGGACGCCAAAAGAUCCCUGAUGAGUUCAAUACCAUGCUUAAUAGGAAGUUUGUUUUUAAAGUUUAUAUUUCAAAGUUUAAUCUCGAGAACAAUUAUCACGCCUACACCGUUCAUAAGAUGACUGAUGAUGAAGUUGUAGUUGGUGCAGUUUUCAAACAUUCAUCUGCAUACGAAGAAAACAAUAUUCAUUCUAAUGGUACUCCUAUCAACAAGUAUAUUAAGGAAAAGAGUGUUUCUGUUGAAGGUGACAAUAUUAAUGUUGUUAAUCUUGAUGCAGUGACACCGACAACAACUUCACUGAAACGGCCUAUUGAGAUUGUUCCACCACUGAAUCGUUUGAAUGCUCUUCCUCAAAAGAUGGUGUUGCUCUUCAUACCCUUAAGAUUCCAAAAAUGGAAAAACUCGAAUAAAUUUAGCAGUUAUGAUUAUUUGACAUUUAUCAUUGACGAUUUUUCUUUGAGUUUUUAUUAUUUGCUUAAGGAUUUCUUUGACAACACAAGCGAAAUGACACAUAACAGUGACAUUGAAUUCGUCAUUGAUAAGUUGGCUGACAUAGAUUCCUCCAAAGAAUCAUGGAAUAUUCGUGUUCAAGUUGUCAUGAUUUGGAAACAGACAUACCAAAACAACUCAAACAUGGUCAGCAGCUUGGACAUGAUUUUAAUGGACCAGGAGAAUACAUGCAACAAUAAAAAAAAUCUCAUAAAUGCAUUUCAAGCCCUCCUGGAAGAAGGAGCUGUAAGGCAAAUCACUAACUUUGGUAUGAGAAGAAACGAAGGAGAUUACAUGUUGGUUGCUCACAGGCAUAAGAUAAAUUUCUACAAAACAACCACAAUUCGUGUAUCAACUCCUUUUGUUGAUAGGAUCGAUCCUUUUAAUUUUGUGAGGUUUCAUGAUCUGACAGCCAGAAAUUUUGACACUCGUGUUGCAUUUGAUUUUAUUGGUCAAGUUGUGUCUACUGAACCCAUGAGAGUGAUUAAGAAGAAUGCAAGGGAAACAAGGCUAUUGAGUAUUGUUGCACAAGAUAUGAGUGGUAGGAAAAUGCAAGUUGCUUUGUGGGAUGGUUUUGCAUUGAAAUUGAACAGCUACAUAUCUGAACAUCAAAAUGAAAAUGCUCUUGUGAUCAUCCUCCUACGUAUGGCAAAGCUCAAAACUUGGGGUGGUCAGCCACAAGUCGGUAACUGUUUAUUUGGGUUGAGAUUGCAUAUUAAUGAUGAUAUGCAUCAUAUUUCAAAAUUUAAAAAGGCCAUUGCUGAUAUCGAUUUGAAUGUUGAGUCUUCCAUUAAUACUACACAACUUAACACAGAAACUGUUGUGACCAACCCAGAAGAUUACUACCUCUGUUUUCCAAUCAAAGACAUUGAUGAUAUUCCAGAUUACAAUGAGGUAAGGGUGGUAAUACGUGUUCAAGAUGAAACUGGGUCUGCUUCUUUUGUAUUGUUUGACCGUCAUGUUAAAGAUCUUAUUCACCGCGGUAAUCAUUGGUUGAUGGAAAAGAUAUCAAAGGAUCAAGGACGCCAAAAGAUCCCUGAUGAGUUCAAUACCAUGCUUAAUAGGAAGUUGUUUUAA
Lactuca virosa is the source of this 2958-nucleotide messenger RNA. Lineage: Eukaryota; Viridiplantae; Streptophyta; Magnoliopsida; Asterales; Asteraceae. The record is from the annotation of a GenBank genome assembly.